Entelurus aequoreus (snake pipefish) is the source of this 3897-nucleotide messenger RNA. Its product is annotated as beta-1,3-galactosyl-O-glycosyl-glycoprotein beta-1,6-N-acetylglucosaminyltransferase 4-like. Gene Ontology annotation, cellular component: membrane. The record is from RefSeq and is a predicted model, not a curated record. The transcript is spliced from 2 exons. The coding region runs from base 243 to 1499 and encodes 418 amino acids. Gene Ontology annotation, molecular function: acetylglucosaminyltransferase activity. NCBI's taxonomy places the organism in Eukaryota, Metazoa, Chordata, Actinopteri, Syngnathiformes, Syngnathidae.
GAUUUCUGUUAAGCUUUUACGAUAUCUUACUUACUAAAUCAUUCAGUCACAAUCUUUAAAUGUUGCGUUAUUACUGCACCUUACCCAUAAUCUGAACACGGAACCGAAGCACCACCUACCUCUGAACGACACGCGGAGCAGGCGUUUGCUGCAGGGAUGUCGCCUCUUCUCACGCGGAAAAUAGUCCUUUCUUGUCGGGAGAACAAAUUCACCAUGGCUUUGAACCUGAUAUUUCCAUAAGAAUGAAAGUGAGACGUUCUCUGUGGGGAAGAAAGAAGUUCCUCCCCUGGCUGUCGCUGCUGGGGGUCCUGUGCGGCUGCAGCUACUUGGCUCACUAUCUCCGUGGCCCGCUGCCGUGCCGCGCCCCGACCUUCUGCAAGUACAACGUGAGCUGCUCGGCCGUGUACGACCUGCACCCGGAGGAGUUGGAGAGGUCGCUGGUGAUCAGGAGGAAGGAAGUGGCGGAGGACCGGGAUGAGACCCUGCGCGACCUCACGGCCGACUGCUCGCUCUUCCUUCGGCUCAGAGGCUACGACGACGUGUGCGCCACCGAGCAGGAGACACACUUCCAACUGGCGUACUCGCUGGUGGUGCACAAGUCUGCCUGGAUGGUGGAGCGGCUGAUCAGGACGCUGUACUCGCAGAGUAACGUCUUCUGCAUCCACUACGACCGAAAGUCCUCCGCUACGUUUGGGUCGGCGAUGGAAGGUUUAGCUCGCUGCUUGCCCAACGUCUUCAUCGCCUCCAAGCGCGAGUACGUCAUUUACGCCGGCAUCAGUCGCCUGCAAGCCGACCUCAACUGCCUCUCCGACCUCCUGGAGGUGGACCUCCCCUGGAAGUACGUCAUCAACCUCUGCGGGCAGGACUUCCCCCUGAGGACCAACAUGGAGCUGGUGUCAGAGCUGGCCGGCCUUAGAGGCGCCAACAUGCUGGAGACGUGCCGACCCAGCAAGUACAAGAAGUGGAGGUUCACCUACCACCACAAGCAGAAGAACUGGGAUACGCCACAGAUAACGUGGCUGGCCAAGAGCGCCCCGCCUCACGGCAUCGAGAUGUUCACUGGCAGCGCCUACUUCGUGCUCUCGCGUGAAUUUGUUGUCUACAUCAACUCCUCCGUCGUGGUCAAAGACUUUCUGGCCUGGUCUAAGGACACGUACUCGCCCGACGAACACUUCUGGGCCACACUGGUGAGGCUGCCGGGCGCACCGGGCGAGGUGCCCAGGGGCGAGCCGGACAUCACCGACCUGAUGAGCAAGACCCGUGCGGUCAAGUGGCAAUUCCACGAGAAGAAGCUCUUUUACCCGCCCUGCACGGGGAAGCACGUCCGCGGCGUUUGCAUCUACGGCGCGGCCGAAGUGCGCUGGUUGCUCGACAGCAGCUGUUGGUUCGCCAACAAGUUUGACCCCAACGUGGACCCGGUGGCCUACCAGUGCCUGGAGGAGAUACUGCAGGAAAGGCAAAAGUUCUUACAAUCAAACGCAACGUCCAUUUUUGACUAAUGAAUUUUUACGCCACAAAAGAAGCACAAGUGACUCCUUUGGUGUCCCACAGGGAUCAAUCUGCAGCCCACCGUUGAUUUUCCCUCAUUUCCUUCAUCAUCACUCACAUGCACACACAGAGGAGCCAGGUGAAUAAACUCUAUCACAGGAGCCCUCAGAAAAAGUUGAGUCCUACAAAGAUUUUUAUACUUCAAAUAUUGGACUGUUUACAAACCAGAGUUGUGUUUUUCACUACCGAAUUUGGAGGCGCUGGAAUCGCCGUGUGAAAUCACUAAUGCUAAUCAGUAGCAUGUACAGUUUAAGAACAACAUUUGUCAACGAGCUAUUGCAAGGAAUUUAGGGAUUUCACCAUCUAAGGUCCGUAAUAUCAUCAAAAGGUUCAGAGAAUCUGGAGAAAUAACUGCACGUCGAAAACCAACACUGAAUGUCCGUGACCUUUGAUCCCUCAGGCAUCAAAAAGCGACAUCAGUGUGUAAAGGAUAUCACCACAUGGGCUCAGGAACACUUCAGAAAACCACUGUCGGUAACUACAGUUGGUCGCUACAUCUGUAAGUGCAAGUUAAAACUCUACUAUGCAAAGCGAAAGCCAAUCAUCGACAACACCCAGAAACGCCGCCGGCUUCGCUGCAGCUCAUCUAAGAUGGACUGAUGCAAAGUGGAAUAGUGUUCUGUAUUCGAGUCCACAUUUCACAUUGUUUUUGGAAACUGUGGACGUCGUGUAAUAGGCGCAAAGUGUAAAAGCCAGCAUCUGUGAUGGUACGGGGGUGUAUUAAUGCCCAAGGCAUGGGUAACUUACACAUCUGUGAAGGCGCCAUUAAUGCUGAAAGGUGCACAGAGGUUUUGGAGCAACAUAUGUUGCCAUCCAAGCAACGUUACCAUGGACGCCCCUGCUUAUUUCAGCAGGACAAUGCCAAGCCAUGUGUUACAACAGCAUGGCUUCAUAGUAAAAGAGUGCGGGUACUAGCUGUACUUAAGCUGUACAUCAAGCAAGAAUGGGAAAUAAUUCCACCUGAAAAGCUACAAAAAUUGGUCUCCUCAGUUCCCAAACGUUUACUGAGUGUUAUUAAAAGGAAAUGCCCCUGUGUCAACUUUUUGGCAAUGUGUUGCUGCCAUUAAAUUGUAAGGUAAUGAUUAUUUGCAAAAAAAACAAGUUUCUCAGUUGGAACAUUAAAAUAUCUUGUCUUUGCAGUCUAUUCAAUUGAAUAUAGGUUGAAAAGGAUUUGCACAUCAUUGUAUUCUGUUUUUAUUUACCAUUUACACAACGUGCCAACUUCACUGGGUUUGGGUUUUGCAGAAUCUGAGCCAUGUUUAUUUCGGGUAAAGACUGCGGCACGUGUGACGUCAUGACGUCUCGCGUGCGGGUCAGACUACGUUCACAUUAGAUUUCGCAUUGUCUUGUAAUGUGAACAAUUCAUUCAAAAGAUCGCAUUUGACACCCAAAAAUUGGACAUCCUGCCCUGCAGUUUCCAUGCACACUGCCCCCUGGUGUACGGCACUCUUACUACAAGUUAUGGUAAAUGGUAAAUGGGUUGUACUUGUAUAGCGCUUUUCUACCUUUUUAAGGAACUCAAAGCGCUUUGACACUAUUUCCACAUUCACACACUGAUGGUCGUUAUGUAGGCGCAAGGACGGCAAAAUAUACUUGUGGCGGUAAACACUGGAUCCUAUCACAUUCCAGCCAUGCUUCCAAAGGGAUUCUUUGAAACAGAGCGCAUGUGAGGAGUAAAAAAAAUAAAUAAAUAAAUAAAAAGUGAAGCUGGAGGAAGUCGUCUGUGUGGAGGUGGAAAACAUCUGCCCGCCAACAGUGUCAUGGACGCACGCCAAGUAAUGGGAACGCUGUCGCCGGAAAGACUGGGAAGGAUUUCUUAAAGUCAAGCAGCUCAAGAGGUUGAAGUUCUCCCUUAAUGGGACAGAAAAAACUGCAAAGGGGAGCGGAGGUACUCAGACACAAUGUUGAAAUGUUGACGUUUCCUGUUGUUUUAGUCAACAGUGAGCCCACCCAGCCUGUGUGUGUGUGUGUAUGUAGGUGUGUGUGUGUAGGUGUCAGCCCCCUUCUUGCCCCGAUAGCGACACUUUAGGGGCAACAGACCACCUCCCAAGCAGGGUGGCAUCCAGGGGCCGUGCAAAUGAGAAGAGGAGGAGCUCUGCUUCAUCCCAGAUCUGUCCCACUUUGCUGCAUGCCAUGACUCAAGCACAAAACAUCCAGUGGUGACACCAAGUGGUCUUAAUAUCUCCCAUUUCAUCCUUUUUCUUGAAGAUUCCAUGGAUCCAUGCAUGAGGUCUAGCUGGUGGCCACCUGCUGGUCCUCAGGGACGGAUUAACCAAAAAUGUACUGUGGAAGCAGUUUGUAACGAUACCAAUAUUUUGGUACCGGUACUAAAAUUAUUUCGGUACUUUU